Messenger RNA from Vitis riparia (riverbank grape), 456 nucleotides. RefSeq names its product BTB/POZ domain-containing protein At1g01640-like. The coding region runs from base 1 to 456 and encodes 151 amino acids. Gene Ontology annotation, molecular function: protein binding. The transcript has a single exon. The record is from RefSeq and is a predicted model, not a curated record. NCBI's taxonomy places the organism in Eukaryota, Viridiplantae, Streptophyta, Magnoliopsida, Vitales, Vitaceae.
AUGUCAGUCAGGUCACUUUUAGAAGGGGAACUUAACGAGAAAUUGAGCUGUCUUGGAGGAUUGGCUGCUGCUUUCAGAGACCAAGUUCACACUGAUAUUGAAAUCAAGCCAGGCCACAAUGGAUCUUCUCUAUUUGCACAUAGAGCACUAUUGGCAGCAAGGUCAGAGAUCUUCAAGAACAUGCUGGACUCAAAGGGAUGCAAAGCUGCACCAAGUAACACCAUAACACUCCCGGAAUUAAACCAUGAAAAGCUUGACUCUCUCUUCGAGUUCCUCUACAGUGGAGCCAUGCCUGCAGGGCAAGCUUAUGAAGCAAUUAUGGAGAUCGAGCAGCAGAUUCCAACUGGGGCCGAUGAAGUAGGAUUAGAUGAUAUUGUUGUCGCAUGUGGCAGUGGGGUUACACUUGGUGGUCUCGGUAUCAAUGAUUGGGAUAUUCCAAUUACUGCUGUCCAGUGA